AUGAAGCAAAGGUUGUUACUUUUGAAUAAUGUUGUUAUGGAUUUAGGCUAUGCUACAAGCCUUCUUCGUCAUUCAACAACUUGUUGGACUCUUCUUUCAAAUCACCAUCAUCAUCACCCAAUUGCAAGACAUUAUUCAAAUUCGAAACUAAAUCAUACUAAUACAUCAAACCAUACAUUGUAUCAUCCCAUAUCGGAAGGCUUUUUUGAAUGGAGCAAACGAUUGGACAAUAUCUCAUCAUUGGCCGCAACAUGUAAAGAACAGACUCUUCAUCAUGAAGAAAAAACAAGAAUACCUUCUUCUUCCGAUUCUCUACAAUUAAUACUCCUCGCCAACGCCUCCUAUUCUCAAAGUUUGGCACUUCAAACCUACUUAUUUGAUUUCAUAAAAAGCCAAAAAUCCAACUCCCGUCGUUCUCAAUAUUUAAUAGCUACGGAACAUGUUGAAUCUUGUUUCACGAUUGGAAAACUUCGUUUUGAUGAAACCUUCUCACAACGACAUUUUAUUAAGAAUGAUCGAGAGUUGAAGAUUUACAAAAUUGGACGAGGAGGUGGAAUUACGUUUCAUGGACCAGGUCAAUUGGUCUUGUAUCCAAUUUUUGAUUUGGAAACGAGUCGUGUCUUGAUGAGAAAUAUCAAGUGGUUUUCUGAUGAAUUCAUGUUGAAAACAUUGACUGUUCCAGUAUUACAGGAAUUUGUAAAUUCUAUGGUUGCCACAAAGGAAUCAUUCUCUAACAAGUGUGACCUUGAGAAGGGAGAUGGCUCACGAAUGCACUUGACCAAUCACUCGCCCAUUUCUCUUCAUGUUGGAGGAGAAUCAGAAAUGGGAAUUUAUUCUGAAAUUCAUUCAUUUAAGGAAAAUGUCAAGAUGAAGGAAUUCACACAACAGCUCAGUAGUUGUUGUGACCAACCACACGAGCAAAUCAAGUCGAAACGAAAAUUGGCCUCCAUUGGACUACAACUUUCGAGAUGGUGUACCAUGCAUGGAAUUGCCAUUAAUUUAGAUUUGAACGAACGUGAUUUGAAAACUUUUCGAGAGGAUAUUGUGGCUUGUGGAUUGCAACAUGUGACCAUGACAAGUCUAGCUCAAGAAAUUGAGAGAGUCAAACACGAACAGCAUCAUGACGUUGUUGCAAAAGACAUUCACGAAGGUAACAGUCACGCGUUCUCAUUUACAACAGGACAUUAUGGAGAGUUAUUGAGUCUGUUGCUAAAACAUUUACAACGGUGUCAAUUUCAAAUUGAUGAUAUUUUGCUGGUGGAUGGAUUACAAACCUCCAAAUCGCGCUGGCUUUUGAAACCAGAAUGUACUGACGACUCGGCAAAAGACAAGUUGCUACAGUUUAUUAAGGCCAAUUUGUCAACUGAUGAGGCUUAG
Messenger RNA from Naegleria lovaniensis, 1377 nucleotides. RefSeq lists its product as uncharacterized. The transcript has a single exon. Gene Ontology annotation, biological process: protein lipoylation. Gene Ontology annotation, molecular function: lipoyl(octanoyl) transferase activity. Lineage: Eukaryota; Heterolobosea; Eutetramitea; Acrasida; Naegleriidae. Bases 1 to 1377 code for a protein of 458 amino acids. Gene Ontology annotation, cellular component: mitochondrion. The record is from RefSeq and is a predicted model, not a curated record.